GACACAGGUGGUUUGUGCCUGAAUGUUACCAGGGUAUAAACAUGGAAGUUGGUCUCUUGUGCUAGAACUUAAAAGAAGGGAAAACACAGUUGUAAUUGAUCAUCAGAUGAUUAUUAGUCAAAUGAUCUAUUAACAAACCAUUUUAGUUGUUUACUGUUAUGCCUGAGCAUGCAUGGACACAUUUGUAUUGUGCCGGACAUGUCCAUGCAUAGAAACUGAGUUAAAUGAACAGCAAAAGCGUGAAGAAGGAAUGGCACCAGUAUCAACAGUGACCUAAUAACACCAGAGGUCUAAACUAUGAGUGGUGGUUAUGACGUGGAAUUGUUUGUGGACACUCCAGACUAUGACCUAAUCUGCACCAUAUGCCGGGGUGUUCUACGGUGUCCAGUACGAGUUGCAUGCAACCAUGUAUUCUGCAAGAAGUGCAUUUUACAAUGGCUUAAAAGACAGGAAACCUGUCCCUGCUGUAGAAAGCCUGUCAAUCAGAGCUUCAUAUUUGUGAUGUACAAGCUGAGUAAGUCCAUCAGCCGUUUACGGAUCAAGUGUAAAAACGAGACUCAUGGCUGCGCCGCUACCUUCCCGCUCUCGGAGGAGUACUGCCACAGCACGGCCUGCCAGUACGAGCCGGUGCCCUGCCCGCACCAGGGCUGCGGGGCGCAGGUGCUGCGGCGGGACCUGGAGGCGCAUGCCCAGCGCUGCGAGCACUGGCGCCAGCUCUGCCACAUGGGCUGCGGCACCCUGCUCUCCCUCCAGACCCAGGCCCAGCACAACUGCUACCGGCAGCUGCGGCAGGAGUACGAGGCCCAGCGGCAGACGCACCGCGCCAUCGCCGCCGCGCUGCAGAGGAAGAUGAGGAAGAUGCAGAGCACCAUGGCCCACAUGAAGAGGCAGAUUGGCCUGAUCUGCGAGAGCCUGGAGGUCAUGGACAGCCAGGAGGAGGUUGAGAACGCAGGCGAGACCACCGCCACCAGCAGCAGCAGCAGCAGCAGCAGCAGCAGUAGCUCCUAAUGCAUGUUUCUGACCGUGGAGCCCUGAACUACAUGGCCUGAAAUCAGCAGUCUUAAAUGGGCUUGGAGGGACAUAAAAUCUAGAACUUUCUUUUUAAAUAAUUGGAACACUGGUCCCAUUGGAACAUUAGGAUGCAAAUAAUUUCACGCAAUCUAUAAUUUCAGAACAGCACCUAUUUAUGCUAUAUCAUUUAUUAGAAAAUA
Molecule: messenger RNA, 1211 nt
Organism: Anguilla anguilla (European eel)
Lineage: Eukaryota; Metazoa; Chordata; Actinopteri; Anguilliformes; Anguillidae
Gene: rnf151
Product: ring finger protein 151
Exons: 4
Coding region: 298-1008 (236 amino acids)
Biological process (GO): protein K63-linked ubiquitination; positive regulation of JNK cascade; regulation of canonical NF-kappaB signal transduction
Cellular component (GO): plasma membrane signaling receptor complex
Molecular function (GO): zinc ion binding
Source: RefSeq, a predicted model, not a curated record